This is a messenger RNA of Eruca vesicaria subsp. sativa (arugula), 1713 nucleotides long. Lineage: Eukaryota; Viridiplantae; Streptophyta; Magnoliopsida; Brassicales; Brassicaceae. The record is from the annotation of a GenBank genome assembly.
AUGGCGGCGAUAGGUCAAAUCUCAACGGGAAUGACGGUGGAUCGCACUCUCUCCUCCUUCUCCAGGAUCAUUGGAGUUGGCUUAUCACAAUCACCACAGAGAACAACGUUAAUCGGCGUCAGGGGGAUGUCUGGUAUCGCUCACCGUCAACUGUCUCUCUCCGUCAGGUCGAUUAACACCAAUGAAGAUAGCCGGAAACUCAAGGUCUAUGCAGAUAAUGGCGCUUUCGAUUUGGGAGUGAUGGAUCCUUCAUACAAGUUUGCGGAACCAAGAACAAGUGAUAAUGAUUCCAGGAGGAAAACUAAGAUUGUUUGUACCAUUGGACCUUCUUCUAGCUCUCGAGAAAUGAUUUGGAAACUCGCUGAAGCAGGAAUGAAUGUGGCUCGUUUGAAUAUGUCUCAUGGUGAUCAUGCUUCUCAUCAGAAAACCAUUGAUCUUGUUAAGGAAUACAACUCUCUCUUUGUUGACAAAGCCAUUGCUAUCAUGUUGGAUACAAAGGGUCCUGAGGUUCGAAGUGGGGAUGUACCUCAGCCCAUAUUCCUUGAAGAGGGUCAAGAGUUUAAUUUUACCAUCAAGAGAGGUGUCUCAAUGAAAGACACCGUCAGUGUAAACUAUGAUGAUUUUGUUAAUGAUGUCGAAGUUGGGGACAUACUUUUGGUGGAUGGUGGAAUGAUGUCACUAGCUGUUAAGUCCAAGACGAGCGAUUUGGUGAAUUGUGUAGUUAUUGAUGGUGGGGAGCUUCAAUCUAGACGUCACUUGAAUGUUCGAGGAAAGAGUGCUACUCUUCCUUCUAUAACAGAUAAAGAUUGGGAGGACAUUAAAUUUGGAGUGGACAACCAAGUUGAUUUCUAUGCUGUCUCUUUUGUUAAGGAUGCUAAAGUUGUCCAUGAGUUGAAAAACUAUCUUAAAACCUGCAGUGCGGAUAUCUCUGUGAUCGUGAAAAUUGAAAGCGCAGAUUCUAUCAAGAAUCUUCCUUCCAUUAUAUCUGCUUGUGAUGGAGCAAUGGUUGCUCGCGGAGAUCUUGGAGCUGAACUUCCCAUCGAGGAGGUCCCCUUGUUGCAGGAAGAGAUAAUCAGAAGGUGUAGGAACAUUCAUAAACCAGUGAUUGUCGCCACAAACAUGCUAGAGAGUAUGAUUAAUCACCCAACACCUACAAGAGCUGAAGUAUCUGACAUUGCAAUUGCAGUACGUGAAGGGGCUGAUGCAAUCAUGCUUUCUGGUGAAACCGCACAUGGAAAGUUUCCGCUGAAAGCAGUUAACGUGAUGCAUACCGUGGCUUUGAGAACCGAGGCUAGUCUACCUGUCAGAACCUCAGCAAUCCGCACCACUGCUUACAAGGGUCGCAUGGGCCAAAUGUUUGCUUUUCAUGCUUCUAUAAUGGCGAAUACACUGAACACACCGAUAAUUGUGUUCACGAGAACUGGAUCCAUGGCAGUGCUUCUAAGCCAUUACCGCCCGUCCUCAACAAUUUUUGCCUUCACUAACCAGUAUAGAAUAAUGCAAAGGCUGGCUCUAUAUCAAGGUGUCAUGCCUAUAUAUAUGGAGUUCUCUGAUGAUGCAGAAGAUACAUAUACCCGGUCUUUGAAACUCUUACAGGACGAGAAUAUGCUGAAGGAAGGACAACAUGUAACGCUUGUCCAAAGCGGCGCGCAACCCAUUUGGCGUGAAGAAUCAACACAUCUCAUACAAGUCCGUAAGAUAAAGAUAGGUUGA